Cavia porcellus (domestic guinea pig) is the source of this 3197-nucleotide messenger RNA. RefSeq names its product nephrocystin-1-like. The record is from RefSeq and is a predicted model, not a curated record. Gene Ontology annotation, molecular function: protein binding. Gene Ontology annotation, cellular component: cytoplasm; cilium. The coding region runs from base 56 to 1942 and encodes 628 amino acids. Lineage: Eukaryota; Metazoa; Chordata; Mammalia; Rodentia; Caviidae. The transcript has 20 exons. Gene Ontology annotation, biological process: protein localization involved in establishment of planar polarity.
CCGACGCAUUGGUUUCCCUGGCAACCGUCGAGCCCGCGGCGCUGCGGCAGGAGAGAUGCUACCCUGGCGCCCGCGCGAUCCCCUGCAGGCGGUGCGGCGCCGCAGUCAGGAGCUGAAGCUACAGGUUGAUACUUUACUUUCUGAAAGCCAGUUGAAAGCAACUCUAGAGCCCAGUAAAAGGCAAGAUGUUUACCAAAGAUGUAUUCAGUUAAAACAGGCAAUUGAUGAAAAUAAAACCACUCUUCAAAAAUUAAAGAAGGCCGACGAAGCAGCCCCUGUGGGGAACUAUGAUCAGAGGAAGGCGGAGGAGCAGAGCCUCCUGGAGAAGCUCACCCAGCAGCUACAGGAACUCGCCAUGGCCAUAAGUAAAGAAAAUAUGACCAGGACUGGUGCCCAUACCGAAAGGGAGGAAGAUGCUGAUUCUACUGAAGAUGAACAGGACGAGGACGAGGAGGAGGAUGGUGAUGAUGAUGGUGAUGAUGGUGGUGAUGGUGAUGAUGAUGAUAAAGGAGAAGAAGACAGUGAAGAAAGUGAUGGGGAGGAAGAAGAGUCAGAAGAGGAGGAAGAGCAGCAGGGAGAGGAAUCUCUCAAACAAGCAGCAAAUGAAGAAUACAUUGCCCUUGGUGACUUUACUGCCCAGCAAGCUGGGGAUCUUACAUUUAAAAAAGGGGAAAUUCUCCUUAUAAUUGAAAAAAAGCCUGACGGUUGGUGGAUAGCAAAGAAUGCUGAAGGAAAUGAAGGGCUUAUUCCCAGAACCUACCUAGAGCUCUGCAAUAAAGAAAAAGAAGAGCAGGAACCAAGUGACCAGGACAGCGAGGAGGCUGUGGACGUGGAGGAUGAAACUGCAGACGGAGCUGAAGCUAAGCCACGAACCGAUUCCCACUGGAGUGCGGUUCGCAAAGCCAUCUCAGAGCAGCUAAAUACCGUGGACGUGCUCGCCACCAUGGGGGCCAUUCCUGCGGGCUUCCGGCCCUCCACGCUGGCCCAGCUGCUGGAGGAAGGGAAUCGAUUUCGAGCAAGUUCCUUCUUACAGCCAGAGCUCACGGCAUCACAACUGGCCUUCAGAGACCUAGUGUGGGACGCCAAGUCGGGCACUAUCAGGCCAAGACCCAGCCGCGUCUCGCUGGUGCUCACGCUGUGGAGCUGUAAGAUGAUCCCGCACCCUGGAGCCAGCCUCCAAGUCCUCAGCAGACACGUGCGCCUCUGUGCCUUCGAUGGCAGCAAGGUCCUGAGCAACAUUCAUACUGUCCGAGCCACGUGGCAACCUAAAAAGCCCAAAACAUGGGCAUUUUCUCCCCAGGUCACUGGCAUCUUGCCCUGCUUGCUCAGUGGGGACUGUUUCAUCAGGUCCAAUUCUUCAUCUCCCGACCUCGGAAUCCUGUUUGAACUUGGAAUUUCCUAUAUUCGCAACUCUACCGGUGACCGAGGAGAGUUAAGCUGUGGCUGGGCGUUUCUGAAGCUGUUCGAUGCCAGCGGCGCUCCUAUUCCGGCCAGAACUUACGAGCUCUUCCUGAACGGCGGGACCCCCUAUGAGAAAGGCGUGGAAGUGGACCCUUCCGUGUCCAGGAGAGCACACAGCAGUGUUUUCCAUCAGAUGCUGACCAUGCGAAGGCAGCCUCAACUUCUGGUGAAACUGAGGUCUCUGAACCAAAGAUCGAGAAACAUCCUGAGCUUCCUGCCGGAAACCUUGGUUGGAAGUAUGUGCUGCUCCCACCUGCUGGUAUUUUAUCGGCAGAUUCUUGGAGAUGCGCUGCUAAAAGACAGGACAAACUCACAGAACGCUGAUCUCAUCAGUCACCCAAUGCUGGCCUCCUUCCCCCAGCUCCUGGAGCAGCCUGAAGUGAUGGACGCGCUAAGGAGUUCAUGGGCUGAGAAAGAAAGCACACUGAAAAGAUCAGAGAAGCUGCCAACAACUAAAUCACAUGGGGACAAGGAAAGAUGAGUUUGGCCUAGGCUGUGUCCCAUACUCACAAGUGCCUGGGUCCGCUAGUGUCACUUAGAAGAACGGUGAUUAUCACAGAAGUCGCAUGGAUCUGUGAGCAGCGGUUCAACUGCGCUAACCCAAGAUCAGCAGGCGACUUCUGUAAAGGGCCGGGUGGUAAAUAUUUCACCCUGCGGGCCACACAUCUGGCGACAAGCACUGUCCUCUGCCGCCAGGAUACAAGUGCCUGAGGCUGGCCUCGGACCUCUGAGGCCCUGUGUACACACAGACGCAUUUCCCCGUGGUCCUGUUUGCCAUUUCCUGAUCUAAAGUGCUGGUUAUCUGAAGUGUUGAUCUAAGUAAGGGUUGUGGGAGAACAAGCAAACCGAAAACUCUGACUGCUGGGGGUGCUAUAUCCCAUAGACUUAUUUACACAGCAUAUAAAUAUACCACAGACUUAUUUAUACAGCUUACUUGGGCUUCCCUUUGCUAUAUGACCUUUCCCACAGCUGGCACACGACCUUUGCUAAAAGGCAGGCUGCAGUACCUCAGUGUUGUCAGGGCAGUGUUUGGGUGGAGAGUGCUGCAUACGGAUUGCUCUGCCCUCGGCCAUUGUGCCCCUUGUGCCCCGGCCAUGGCCUGAUGGCCUCGGGGCUGGGUGGAUCCUCUUGAUACAGGGAGGCUCUGGUGCCCUCUGGACCACAGGACCCCCGCUUCCCAGCCCAGGCACUGCUAGAAUUUUACCGAAUCCUUACCUCCUGGAUCUCCUUUCUCUGGACCCCAUGUGUACAUCUGUCCCUCCCUUACAGAAGCCAGACAGUUGUCUCUACUAUGCUGUCACUGGGCUAAGUAGACACAGCUGACCUUGCUCUGCAUCUUAGCAGAACCACACAUUUGUCACCAGCGUUAGAUGGCAAUGCCGUGGUCUCCUGAGAGUGUGUGACACUCAAGGAGACACUGGGAGACUGUCUCAGGGAACCCCCCGGCUGUGCUCUGGGGUGGCUUUUUAGCUGUCAGGCACAAAGGGCACCUCUCCCAUGGCGCCUUGCAGGUGGCUUUUAACUAACAAGGGUCAGAAUCUCCUGCUUAAGCGUAAUGAUGUGUUCCACCCACGGUUACUCUUGCUGGCUGCCGCUGUUUCCCCAGAGGGACAGAGAGCUCCUGAAGGCCAGCUUCCUCCUGGUCUACCACGACCUUGUGCUCCCGCUGCUGCACUCCACGCUGCUGCCCCCCUUCCGGUGGGCCGAAGAGGAGACCCAGGCUGCGCGGUGGAAAA